AUGUGUGUUGACAGUAGAGCUAUUAACAGAAUCACUAUGAAGUAUAGAUUCCCAAUUUCCCGCCUAGAUGACAUGCAGGAUCAAUUGUCUAGCUUUAAGAUCUUUUCCAAAACUGGUCUUAGAAGUGGGAAUCACCAAAUCCGAAUAUACCCUGGUGACAAAAUGGAAGAUGUCAUUCAAGAUGUAACACGGUAUCUACAAGUGGUUGAUCAUGCCUUUUGGGCUAUCCAACGAGCCCAGUACAUUUAUGAGAUUUAUGCAUCAGAGUGCCUAAAAAGGCAGCCAUUCCAGUGGUCUAGGGAAGCAGAGACCAGUUUUCGGUUGGUCAAGCAUAAGAUGACUAAAGCACCAGUUUUGGCACUCCCUAAUUUUGAGAAAAUCUUCAAGGUGAAUUGCGAUGCUUUUAGGGUGGCUAUUGGCAAUGUCCUGAGUCAAGAAGGACGACCUGCUGCAUUUUUUAGUGACAAAUUGUUGGGAUCGAAGAAAAGCUACUCCAUGUAA
This is a messenger RNA of Carya illinoinensis, 501 nucleotides long. RefSeq lists its product as uncharacterized. The record is from RefSeq and is a predicted model, not a curated record. Lineage: Eukaryota; Viridiplantae; Streptophyta; Magnoliopsida; Fagales; Juglandaceae. The transcript is spliced from 2 exons. Bases 1 to 501 code for a protein of 166 amino acids.